Molecule: messenger RNA, 1527 nt
Organism: Symbiodinium pilosum
Lineage: Eukaryota; Dinophyceae; Suessiales; Symbiodiniaceae
Source: the annotation of a GenBank genome assembly
AUGAUGUCCGACCUCAAGCACAUUUGUCAGGACAUUCACGAAGAGAUUUUUGUGCCUGGUCCUGGGAUGAAAGGCUCCGAGCUUCGGGCCGAGCCUUUGUUCCUUUGGUACGAUUAUUUCUCCUGCCCGCAGCUUGACAAGAAUGACUUCUCCAAGGCCAUCGACUCCAUCCCAGCUUACAUUGCCAAUUCCGCCUUCUUCUUUGUCCUUGCUCCGGUGAUUGAGUCUCCAAGAAUGUCCAUGGUUUUCACAUCUGCGACCUGGGCUGACAGGGCAUGGUGUCGUGUGGAAAGGCUCUGUAGAGAGCUUUCGCCAGAGGGUUCCUACAUCAUCAUCAAGGACAAGAAGCACUUUGAGGUGGCUUCCUCAUGUGUCGGUUCCUUUGUAACUCCUCCAGGCGAGGGAACAUUCAAAGUGGCCGCAGACAGGGCCAAGCUUGGCCCAGUACUCCAGAAAGCUUUGCAGAGGAAGUUGUUGAUUCUGUUGGAGAUGCAAGAUUUUGUGGGCUACCGCGUGCUGCUCAACCUGCAGCCCGUCUUGCUACGAGGUUUCAAGGUCCAGCCAUCAUACGCUAUGAUCCCGUCCAACAGGGAGAUCAGCUCGAAGCUGGAUGUGGCAUCCCAUGCGGUAGCGGAGUUCUUGUUUCAGAACGGUUUCUGCACGGUUAACGAGGUGGACAGCUGUGGAUGGUCACCGUUGCACUACGCUGCCCUUCGUGGAGAACCUUUGUUGAUCCAAAGCCUGCUGGAACAGAGAGCAGACAUUGAUUGCAAGACCAAGAAAGCCAACAGAAAGCACGGAGCGAUGAAAGGCAUUGUCUCUUUGGAUUUGUGCAUGCGCCAUGGCAACAAUGAAGCCGGUCGCCUGCUCAUUUCUGCAAAAGCCAGCGUGGAUAGCUGUUGGCUGGUGCCACAUGCAAGCAUUGGAGACAACGCGGAGGGCGUGCGUAUGCUGUGUGAGGCUGGCUGCAGCCCUCUUGCUAGGGACCCGCUGGGCACACUGGCAAUCAGCGUCGCUUGCACCUUUGGGUCCAUCAAUGCCCUGGAGGAGCUUGUUACCCAAGCAGGACACUCCUUGGAAGCGGCUGAUCUGGCUCAGGCCAUGUUUUUUGCCGUGACUUUGAAGGGUCGCGGAGAGAUUGUCCAGCGCCUGAGUGAUCUGCGGGCAGAUAUAAAUGCGCAAAGAGACGUCAAGAUGUUGAGCCCGCUUGGACUGAUCAAUAUGAUGAAGUCUCUCGAGUACAGGCUGGGCCGGGUCACGCCCCUUACACGGUUGAGCUAUCAUACGCAGGGGUGUACAGCCCUGAUGGCUGCCAUCAUGAUGGGGCAUUAUGACAGUGCGGCUAUCCUCGUCGCAGCAGGGGCGCGGAUAGAUCUCUGCACUGCUCGCGGGCUUACGGCCGCGGACUUUGCCAAAGAGCAGACGAUACCUGAUUUCGUAAGGCAAGCUUUGGAAGGCAGCCGAGAGGCAUGUGUGACAGUGGCACACAUGGCCCAAGAUGGGGGCUUGAUUGAGGUGCUCUUGUGA